CAAAGAUGGUAACAAGCGGUUCCAAGAUACAAUUUUUGUUGUCGUAACCAAUACAGUGCCCAGUCGGUGGAUACUUUUUUCAAUCGAGGAAAGCUAGUCCUAUCCUACGGUGCGAUGCUAGUAACAGUAGUAGCUACAUUAGCUAGUUCUAGCAUGUCUUGUGUAGAAUGAUUACAUUGUUUACGAAUAGUCAACUCAUUUACGGAGGAAGGAAGCACGCUCGCUGGUAUGGAGCACACCGAUUCGAGUUGCCGAUGCGGAGGAUGCUUCGACGGGUUGCUUAACAGUCGGUGUAUUCCCGAUGCGGUACCGCUCGCAGUUUCUUGCGUGGCUUUUGGCUUGGGAGGGUGCCGGGGGUGCCAUCGCGUCCGCACGCCGGUGCGGACGGGAAGCGGAAGCGUGCUGCCACCGCGGCAUCCUCCGUCGCGUCCGGAUCGGGUCGAAACGGAUCGGGCGGGAGCCUUCCUCCCCGGGGACGACGGACCCCCGCUUGCCGCAGCGGUGCCACGCCACGGGCACCGGCCGUUUCUUUGCAACGACGGACCGGGCCCUAGUCGCCCGGGGGAACCGACACCGCAACCGCUGCCUCCGAGACACCGGGUGUGUGUGUGUGCCCGUCCCCUAUGCCGAUGCUCACACGGCGGGUCCGGUCCCCGUCUCUGCAGUGUUUGCGCCAGGAUCCAAAAACAGAAUCGUGUCGAAAAAGAGGAAGGACAACAUCCCCCCGGCAGCCAAAUACCAAUGAAAUUUACGCGUUUUAUUCAUAUCAUUUUCAUAACGCUCGUUUUUCACUUCAUAGCAAACUUCUACCGUAAGAAAAAAUAAAUCAUUAUUCCUUAGUUUUGAUAUGCAACUAGAUUUUUUUGUUUCUUUUUUUUUGUUUCACGCCUCAAUGGGCGGGCCGGGCAGCGCAGCCGUGUGUCUUUCAGCUCCUGAACAUGAAUUGAUUGGAAUAGUGUACGCAACUAGAUUUUUUUGUUUCUUUUGUUUUGUUUCACGCCACAAGGGGCGGCUGGAUAGCAUUUUUUGUUUUUUUCUUAACAUGCAUUGAUUGGAAUAGUGUGUAAUAUUUUUUCUCUUUCUAACAAAUCUUUUUGGGGGAGAAGUCUCAAGUCUCGGUGUCUUUUCAAGCUUGUCUGAUUCUUAACAAACAGCGGUUCUGAGCAGAACGGGUGUUUGUUGAAAAUCAGACCAGGGCGGCAACGGCAAGGGCUCCGGCGGCGGUUGCAAUCGAGAUGCUGGAUACAGCGCCGGUGUCUGCUGCCGGAGCCGCUAGAUCUCCAAAGAUGGAAUCCACAUCUUCGUCCUCUCGCGAGACAAGAAUCUUGGUGCCGAACGAGAACUUGGUUACCUCCUUCUUACCGCUUUCUUGGAGGUGGCGCAAGCGAUCGCGGCCGUUGGUCGAGGGGUCAGAAUAGCCCAUGGUCGCAACGCCUGCGCAAGAAAAAUCGUGUGUGACGCCAUCGCCAUUUGCAUAGCUACCAUAAAAAAUUUCUGGAGUAAGUACGGUUUUGAAAGCUGCAGCAUGAGUUCCUGCAUUCUCUAAAUCACCCUGGUCAGUGAUCCGAAUGUAAUCGUCGACAUC
This is a messenger RNA of Pseudo-nitzschia multistriata, 1585 nucleotides long. NCBI's taxonomy places the organism in Eukaryota, Bacillariophyta, Bacillariophyceae, Bacillariales, Bacillariaceae. The record is from the annotation of a GenBank genome assembly.